AUUUUUCUGUUUUAGAUUGAUCUAAAUCGACUAUAAAAAUACCGCUGGGAUAAUAAUUAUGAAGAUUUACAUAAUCUUUUCUUUUGUCAGCAUAAGCUAGAGUCUUCUAGAAGGUCAAGGCAACAAGUAUAUAUAUAUGUCCAUCACUCCCUUGAUAUUAAUUCUCAUUUUUCUAUUUCCAUACUUAUCAUUAGGAUAUAACAAUUACAACAGCAACAACAACAAAAACAAGAACAACAUGAAUGCAAGAAACAUCGCUAAGAUCGUCGUUGGAAGACAACAAGCUGAAGGUGCAGGUGCCACUGUCAGAAGAUCCAUUGGUAUUAUGAACCAACGUAAGUUCAACCCCUUUUUGAUGUUUGAUCACUUCUCCAGCAGUGGAACUAAUGGAUUCCCAGAACAUCCUCAUCGUGGUCAAGAAACCAUCACUUUGAUCUUACAUGGUGCUGUUGCCCAUGAAGAUUUCACUGGAUCCAAGGGUAUUCUUUAUGCUGGUGAUUUACAAUUCAUGACUGCCGGUAGAGGUGUUGUCCAUUCAGAAAUGCCUGUUCCUAACGAUGACGGAUCUCCUACUGUUGGUUUACAAUUAUGGGUUGACUUACCUGAUAAAUUGAAAGAUUCUGAACCAAGAUACAGAGAUUUAAGAGCAUGGGAAAUCCCUGAAGUUACUUCUGAUGAUGGAAAAGUUACUGUCAGAGUCAUUUCCGGUUCCAGUCAUGGUGUCGAAUCUGUUAAGGAUUUAGCCUACACCCCAAUCAAUUACUAUUACUUCCGUGUCAAGGCUGGAGGUGAAUUCAAGCAAGAAUUGCAAAAGGGAUUCAACUACUUCUUAUACGUGUUAAAUGGUGACGACUUGAUUUUAAACAACGACACCAGAGUAAACCAAUUUGAAAAUGUCUUUUUCGAAGAAGAUGGUGAUCAUUUCACUGGUAAGAACCUUGCCACUAAAGAUAGCAAGGAAACUGAAGUUGAAUUUGUCUUGAUUGGUGGUCAGAAAUUGGACCAAGAAGUUGUUCAAUAUGGUCCAUUUGUCGCUAGCAGCACUCAAGGUAUCCAAAAGGCUGUUAUGGAUUACCAAUUUGCCCAAAAUGGGUUUGAAAGAGUCAAGCUGUGGAGAACUUUGAUUAGUGAUGGUGUCACUAAGGAUAUGAUUGAAGGUCCAUUGGAAGGUAAUCUUGAAGCUAGAGAGAAGAUGAAACAACAAUAUUUAGCUAAAAAGGCUGGCUCUCCUCUUAAGGAUGAACUUUAAACAGCUCUUAUCAAUUAUUAGCUAUCCAUUGUUUGACUGUAUUUGCCGUUUGCCUAUUUAUUGAUUUUCUUUUUCUCUAACUUGUUUUUUGUCUUUCACUUAUUUAUUGAUUUUUUUUAUAUAGCUAUCUGUUGUUUUUAUAUAGAAAAUGUUAUUGGUAAAAUUU
Spathaspora passalidarum NRRL Y-27907 is the source of this 1415-nucleotide messenger RNA. RefSeq names its product pirin family protein. Bases 239 to 1249 code for a protein of 336 amino acids. Lineage: Eukaryota; Fungi; Ascomycota; Pichiomycetes; Serinales; Debaryomycetaceae. The transcript has a single exon. The record is from RefSeq and is a predicted model, not a curated record.